AUAUACAUAUUAAACUUUAAUUUAUAAAAAUGAAAAUUAAAAAAUAUAUUCCAAGUAUCAAAUCGAAUCUCUAAGAAGUACGUGAAAAAGUGAUAUGACUUGCAAAAUGGAUCGGAGGGAGUAUAUAUCUAGAAUAUUCUUAAUGUAUGUAAUUAGACUUUGUAAAUAUUUACAGUCAAUUUUGUUAUAAAAUAAUAAUACAAAAUGAAUGUCAAAUAUCGGGUCCAUAAAUAUAUUAGUAGAUUAUAUUUAAAAUUGAAGUUAUUGCCAGAAGCAUAUGUUGCACUAUAGUAACUCCCCCAGAUGAGAUCUAUGGUUGCAUAUAAUUAUGCAUGCAAAACAAAAGUAUUGUGAAUAUAUUCCAUAAGUUGUUACGUCGUGUAUGUAAAGUCAUACACUUGUCUAGAAUUACCCAUUUUCAAACUUUUGCUAUUUUAUUUAGGCGUCGGAGUACCAAGAGCAAGGAACUAAGGCCUAAGCGACUAAAUUUUCCUCUUUUGACUUUAGUCAUAUAAUGCCCAGUUUUGGAAGUUAGAGGUUCGAGAAAAAAUUAAAGUUUUGGGCCACAUUAGAGGUUUGACUAUCUGAAUCACUCACUGAAUCAUCUAUAUUGGUGUUUGAUAGUUAAGGGAUUGAAAUAGCAGUUUGGACUCAAAACUACUUGAAGGAGCUUUUUCAAUUAGAGGAUUGUCUAAUACUGCUAAUCCGCUAAAAACUAGCUAACAACUAACCGUUAAUUGUCAAAUAGGGUCAAUAUAGAUGAUUCCCCAAGGAUAUUCUAGUUAUUUAUUUAUUCAUUUGUAGAAAUACAUAAAAGAUUUUCCAGCAUUAGCUGAGAAUUUUAGAUUCAAAUUCUCUAUACCGUCUAUAAUAGAAAAAUAUGUGCACAUAUUCAUGACCAGAAAAGUAAAAGAAUAUACUAUAUUUGUUUUAAUAUAUUGGGAAAUAAAUUUUUCUUUAAAAAGUAUCUUUUGAAAUCAGAAAAUACACUUUUUGGAACAUUAUUUGGUUCUAGUCAAGUAUAUUAAGCGCUAUCAGGUCCACAAAUAUAUUAGUAGAUAAUACGUAGAAUUGAAUUUAUUCUCAAAAGCAUACGUUACAUUGCAGUAACUCCCAUACUCUACAGCUGUAUAUACUUAUUCAUGCAAAAAUAAGGAAUUGUAUAAUAUGAAUAUACUUCAUAAAGUUGUCACCUUGUGAAUAUAUAGUCAUACAUUAGUGAAGCAAUACCCAUUUUCAAUAAUCUCUAUUCUCUAAGCCACCCCCGCCUCAGUUCAUUCUUCACUCAUCUCUCUCUCUCAAAACCCCAACUUUCUCCAUCUGUAUAUCUGUACCCUGUCAAUCCAUAUAAUCUAGAAUGAGCAAUGUCAAAGAUAUCCAUGGAAUGGCCAGAGAUUCAGUCAAGUACAUUCCUCUUCAUGAGGAAUACAUGGCUACUGCUCCCCUUGUUAAUUCUAAUGGAGCUUCGAAGAAGCGGAAGAUUCCAGAAAGGAAUAUUGACAAGAAAGAUGUAGGAGAUGUAAUAUCAAAACAAUGGAGCUGGUUAACUAUUGACGGCGAGCCAGAUAGAUUCAUCGGUUUAGAAUGCAAGGUUUAUUGGCCGUUGGAUGAUGACUGGUACUGUGGCCGCAUUCUUGGUUACAAUCUAUCCACUGAAAGAUAUCAUGUAAAAUACAACGAUGGUGUUGAAGAACACCUUUGUCUGUCAUUUGAGAGAAUCUUGUUUUAUGUUUCUCCCGAAGAGAUACAACAACGUAAGUUAUGUUGUGUUCAACAUCCAGAUGUUGAUAGCCAUGAUAUUGACAACAUGGUUUCUUUGGCUGCCUCGCUCAAUCACUGUUCUCGCGUUGAUCCUAUCCCUGGGGAUAUGAUAUGGGCAAAGGUUACUGGGCAUCCUAUGUGGCCAGCAAUUGUUUUGGAUGAAUCUGCUUGCAGUAAUUUAAAGAUAUUGAACAAAAUUUCUGGAGAGCGGUCAGUUCUGGUUCAAUUCUUUGGUACCCAUGAUUUCGCUAGGCUUAGCAAGAAACAAGUUACCUCGUUUAUCAAAGGACUUCUAUCUGAAUUACAUCGAAAGAGCAAGACAUCAGAUUUCCUUAGAAGCUUGAUAGAAGCAAAGACGUAUCUUAGCACCGAGAAGCUUCCGAGUAGGAUGCUAUCCCUACAAAGUAGUAAUGCGGCUAACUUUGAAAGUGCAAGUGGAGAGGAAGAUUGUACAAGAGAUGAAGAGAUUCCAAAGAACGUAAUUUUUAGAAGUUGCCCAUUUGAUAUUGGGGGUUUGCAAAUAAUAAGCCUGGGAAAGAUUGUCAAAGAUUCAGAGUUAUUGUAUGAUCGUAAAUAUAUUUGUCCAGAGGGAUAUACUGCGGUGAGAAAGCUUCCUUCGAUAUCAGAUCCAAAAAAAUGCAUCUCAUAUACGAUGGAAGUGCUGAGAGAUGGUAAUACAUUGAACAAACCUCUAUUUCGAGUUACAUCUGAGAAAGGAGAGCAGUUCGAGGGACCAACUUCAUCUUCCUGCUGGGAUAAACUUUAUAGAAAAAUAAGGAAGUUGCAUGGUCAUGAUGCUUUGAAAGCCUUCGGAGAAGAUAACAAAAUUGUUAGAUCUGGUCCUGCGAUGUUUGGAUUUUCUCAUCCUAAAAUAAAGGAACUUAUACGGCUUUCUUCAACUUGCGGAAGUCCCUUGGAUUCCUCUAAGUUGACUUCCAGAAGGUGUCGAGACCCUGCAAUUGGUUACAGACGUAUUCAUAUUACAUGGAAAGACCUUGACAAAUGCAAUGUCUGCUAUACUGAUGAGGAGUAUGACAUUAGUCCUUUUCUGCAGUGCGAUAAUUGCAGGAUGAUGGUUCAUACUAGUUGCUAUGGAGAGCUGGAACCUGCUGAUGGGACACUUUGGUAUUGCAACCUUUGUCGUGUCGGGGCUCCUGAGUCUCCUCCACCCUGCUGCCUUUGUCCACUUGCAGGAGGAGCUAUGAAGCCUACAACAGAUGGGCGCUGGGCUCAUCUUGCAUGUGCCAUUAGCAUACCAGAAACAUGCUUACUAGAUGUCAGGAAAAUGGAACCCAUUGAUGGUUUGAACAGAAUCAACAAGAUUCGGUGGAAGCUAUUAUGUAGCAUUUGUGGGGUUUCUCAUGGAGCUUGUAUUCAGUGUUCGAACAGCAGCUGUUAUGUAGCAUAUCAUCCCCUUUGUGCACGGGCUGCUGGAUAUUUCCUUGAGUUUUAUGAAGAAGACGGAUUACGUCUCUGUUCUGAGAAGGAGGAUGAGAAAGACCAGUGCAUUCGCUUGCGAUCCUAUUGCAAGAGGCAUAGGCGACCAUCUGAUAAGUGUAUUGUGGUUCAAGAGAGCAUGGGAACCUGUCAACGACCGGACUAUAUUCCUUCACCCAAUCCAUCUGGCUGUGCUAGAACUGAGCCUUAUAACUAUCUGGGCCGAAUAGGCAGAAAACAACCUCAAUCCCAUGAGCCUGCAUCUUUGAAGCACUUAUAUUUGGAGAACGUGCCGUACUUAGUUGGUGGUAUCCGCCAACAUGAAUUUUUAAGUAAAGUGGUUUCUUCUCAGUGUAAUAUUUCCAGUAAUAUUUCUUCCAUGGUUGAGAAAUACAGCCACAUGAAGGAAACUUUCAGAAGGAGAUUGACAUUUGGAAAAUCUGGAAUACAUGGAUAUGGAAUAUUUGCUAAGCAGCCGCACAGAGCUGGAGACAUGGUAAUUGAGUAUACUGGUGAAGUUGUUAGAGUUAAUGUAGCUGACAGAAGAGAGCACUUAACAUAUGAUUCGCUUGUGGGUGCUGGCACUUGCAUGUUCAAGAUUGAUGAUGAUCGUGUUAUUGAUGCCACAAAGGCAGGAAAUAUAGCACGUUUGAUCAAUCACUCAUGUGAACCAAACUGUUACUCCAGAAUCAUUACCGUUAAUGGUGAUCAGCACGUAAUCAUAUAUGCCAAAAGAGAUUUAAAUCAAUGGGAGGAGCUCACAAUUAAUUACAGAUUCUCGUCAGUUGAUGAACAACUUGCUUGUUCUUGUGGUGUCUCAAGAUGCCGAGGCAUUGUUAAUGAUAUUAAGGCUGUGGAACAAGUUGCUAAACCAUGUAUACCACAGUAAUUUGACAGCAGAGAAUGAGAACAAGUGUAAAUAGACUUCGUGAUUACAGCAGAUUGAUCUCAGAAGAAGUCCACACCUGUCGUUUCUAGCUAACUUCAUGUAUUUCAGAUUGUCAGUUGAGUAGCAAGCAGUUGCUAUAAAACAAGCUUCUGUAAGAGCAAGUCUGGAGCAUAGCUAUGCUUGAGUAGUAUGUACUUGGGUUUCGUAGAUAACAUAUUCAAUCAAAUUUGUAGAACACCGCUCCAGUGCGUAGCUAUACUGAAAUGCAUUAAUGGACAGUUGAUUCCCACGUAUCUCGCAGAAAUUGCAGCGGACCACAUAACCGGAAAGGCAAGAGCAAAUCUGGAGAGUGAUUCUGGAAAUUUUGUUAUGGGAAUAGUUUUAACUUUAGGCGGGAAAUUCUGUUUUUCUGUUAUGAAAUCAGUGUAUAGAUAUAGACAGAAUUGUUGUGAAAGGUUAUGAAAUGAAUAAACUUAAUUCCAUC
Messenger RNA from Daucus carota subsp. sativus, 4571 nucleotides. Its product is annotated as histone-lysine N-methyltransferase ATX2. The transcript is spliced from 24 exons. The coding region runs from base 1358 to 4087 and encodes 909 amino acids. The record is from RefSeq and is a predicted model, not a curated record. Gene Ontology annotation, molecular function: protein binding. Gene Ontology annotation, cellular component: nucleus; chromatin. Gene Ontology annotation, biological process: regulation of transcription by RNA polymerase II. Lineage: Eukaryota; Viridiplantae; Streptophyta; Magnoliopsida; Apiales; Apiaceae.